GCUACUCCUGCUUGUCCCUCUUUGUCCGGUGGCGAGGGAAGGCCACGGCAAUUAUGGCUAAAUUUGCGUUUUUUCUCCCCCCUCAAUGAAUUCUAGUUAAAUGUUGGAUCGGCGAGCGAAGACGCCAGAGAGUUUCAAUUUAACGGACAGCAGAGCGAGAGCGACGGAAGAAAGGGUACAGUUUCCUCCCCCCCAAAAAAGAUGGCUAGGUAUCUCCAGUGGCAUGCUAACGUUAGCUAGCUAGCUGGCUAACAGGCUAACGCUAGCAUUUAGUAAACAACAUUUGCCGAAGGAGUCAUUUUGUUUUGCCUCUUCUCUUUGGUGAUGUGAUAAGUUACAUUUGUGAUAGCGCACGAUUUGUGGUGUCUAUUGCAAAUUAGGUGCGAGCUAAACCCGGUAGCCACUUUUGAGUAACGUGGCUAGCUAGCAGGCUAGCCCAAGGUGGCAUCCAAGCUGUGCACAUCUGUAAGUGAUCAUGUACUCUUUAGUGUACUUCUACUGACAGUACUGCAGGUAGGAAGCUAUCAAAUUACGGAGUUGUUUUGCAGUGAAAGAAGCAACCAGCUCACUUUUUUAACCUGACGUUGAUUUGGUGACCAAAUCCCGGCGUGACAACAAGCAGAGUGUGCAGACCUGGGCCUAGAGUCACAAUCCACACCACCAAACUCGCCAUUUUGACAUGACCCCAAGCUAGAUUGGGCCCCACCACCCACAGGACGUCGUCAUUUUUCACAUUUUUCCCCCUCUUUGCAUAUGAAACGGUGACAUCACCCACAGUAGUGUUAGCUAAUGGCUGCCGAAUCGGGGAGACUACUGGCGGGACAAGGAAAACGAAGCAAAGCUUCACAAAUGAAGAGCCCAGAGAAGAAGAAGGCGAGGAAGUCCACCUCACAGGCAGCGGGCUUCUCGCACCUCACGGAGUUUGCACCCCCUCCCACCCCCAUGGUGGACCACCUGGUGGCCUCCAACCCUUUCGACGAUGAUUUUGGACCGCCAUCUCGACCCAGUGGAGCGGGCGGACCAGGCGGUGCCCCUUUUCUUCCUAGCCCAGGUGCAGGUGGAGGAGGUGGUUAUGGAGGCGGGGGACGAAUGGGCGGCGGCGGCAGUGGUGGUGGUAUGGCAUUCAUGGGAGGACCAGGCAGCGGACAGCCAGGCCGUAGACCGCCGUUUGGACCGCCAUCCAACGCAGGACCUCACCACCAGUUAGGUUUUGGCGGGAUGCCUGGCUUCGGAGGUGGGGGCGGGGGCGGCAGUGGGGGGGCAGGAGGAGGGGGUGGAUUCCCUCCUGGUGGACCAACCCAAUUCAAUAUACCACCAAACUUCAGCCCACCCAUGCACCCUGGGUCAGGCUUUAACCCCAUGUUGUCUCCGGGGGGCAUUGGAGGUCCCGGAGGUGGAGGUCCACCCCACCCUCGAUUUGGCAUGCCUCCACAACAGCAGCAUGGACAAGGGGGGCACCCAUUUAAUAGUCCACCAUUACCUGGUGGAGGGGGCCCCAGAGGGCCCCCACAUGGGCCCAUGCCUCCCAUGGGUGGCAUGGGGCCCGGCCAGGGGAUGAACAUGAUGAGUGGAAUGGGUGGUGGUCCUGGAGGCAACAUGUUGGGGGGACUACCAGGAAUGCCCCCUCAAGGACAAUUCCCUCCAUCACAGGAUGGCUCCUAUCCUGGUCCUAGUCCACCUGGGCCAGGCAACGAGGAUGGAAAAAAUUUUGGGGGAGCAGGAGGACCUCCACCUGGGUCUCAGCAGCAGCAGCAGCAACAGCAGCUUAACCUAAAUCCCAAUGGCCCGCCUCCUAAUAACACCACCCCUGGUCCUCCUAACUCUGGUCCACCACAGCCUGGAGGAGACUUCCCAGGCCACCCUGACAUGCAGCAGCCCAAUGCUGGCACACCUGGCCAGCCUCCCUCGGCACAGCCACAGCCCAACUCUUCCCCCAGUGGCCCCCUGAAUGGGUCAGGCCAACCUCAGCAUCCACCCCCAAAUCAGCUGCAGCCCCCCAACAAUGCCAACACUCCCAACUCGAACAACUCAGUCCAGCAGCAGCAGCAGUCUACUCCGCCUAACUCAGCCUCAGGCUCCGCCUCUCACAACCAGCAAAACAACACCCCCGGCACUGGUGGUCCCAUGCCUAAUGUCGCCCCCAGUUCAGGUCAGAACAACAUGACCAACAACAAUGGAGGCAACACCCCCGGCAGCAACCCCAACCCCCCGUCCAACUCCACUUCCACCCCGAACACCCAGUCCCCCUUGCCUCCCGGCCCGUCUGCCCCUUCAGCAGGGCCCGGCUCCGGCCCAGGGAAGCUGGGUGGUCCCGGCAUGGUCUUCCCUUGCGGCCUGUGUGUGGCGGAGGUGCACGACGACCAGGACGCCAUCCUGUGCGAGGCGUCAUGCCAGCGCUGGUUCCAUCGCGACUGCACAGGUCUGACAGAGCCCGCGUACGGGCUGCUGACACGGGAGAGCGCCGCCGUGUGGGCGUGUGACUUCUGCAUCAAAACCAAGGACAUCCAGGCCGUGUUCGUGCGCCAGGGACUGGGCCAGCUGGUUGCGGCUAACGAGAGCUGAGGGGUCUGAGGGGACU
Molecule: messenger RNA, 2578 nt
Organism: Dunckerocampus dactyliophorus (ringed pipefish)
Lineage: Eukaryota; Metazoa; Chordata; Actinopteri; Syngnathiformes; Syngnathidae
Gene: pygo2
Product: pygopus homolog 2 (Drosophila)
Exons: 3
Coding region: 790-2562 (590 amino acids)
Source: RefSeq, a predicted model, not a curated record